GGCCCCUGGGCCACCACGGCGGGUCGGGUCAGAACAGGAUCUUAUGCUCCCGACCCACACUCGCUUCGACCGCAGUCAAGAAAGCUCACAAAUUCUCAAAUGAGGUCAGCCAGUCCGCUGCUUUCCACCCGCACCUCCCACUCCUGCCUUCCCCACCCCAUCGUCGCCCCUCCCAUCUCUCCCUCUUCCUCCUUACCCCGACUAUUCCGCCCCUCUCUCUUCCCCUCUCCCAACUCCCUCUCAGGGAGAUACAAGUUGCAUGCUUGUCAUAAAAAUCUUUUCUCUUGUGGUGCUCAUCAAGUGACGGCCUUGAUGGAUUUGUCAAAUCAACCUCUAGAGUUUAAUAGGAAUCUCUAUUCACAUGUGGAACCAUAUAGUUCAGGGUUCCUGAAGGUCUCAAAAAUUCAUACAUUGUACUGGGAGCAGUCUGGUAAUCCCCAUGGGCAUCCUGUUGUCUUUCUUCAUGGGGGUCCAGGAUCCGGUACCUCGCCUAGUAACAGACGAUUUUUUAACCCGGAAUUUUAUAGGAUCAUUUUGUUCGAUCAGCGAGGUUCUGGAAGAAGUACUCCUCACGCCUGCUUAGAAGAGAAUACAACUUGGGACUUAGUCGAUGACAUUGAAAAGCUUAGGGAACAUCUAGAAAUUCCAGAGUGGCAGGUGUUUGGUGGUUCAUGGGGAAGCACCUUGGCCCUUGUAUAUAGCCAAUUACAUCCUGAAAAGGUUACUGGUAUUAUUCUUAGAGGUAUUUUCAUGCUAAGGAAGAAAGAGCUUGAUUGGUUUUAUGAGGGCGGUGCAGCAGCCAUCUUCCCAGAUGCAUGGGAGCCAUUUAGGGAUUUCAUUCCAGAAGAGGAAAGGGAUAAUUUUAUUGUUGCAUAUAACAAGCGACUAAAUUCUGCCGAUAUGGAUGUUCAGGCUAAGGCUGCUAAAAUUUGGACAACUUGGGAAAUGAUGACGGCAAAUCUUAUUCAAAGCGAAGAGAAUAUCAAAAGAGGGGAAGAUGAUACUUUCUCGUUGGUUUUCAAAAUGCCUAGGUAUGCAAUCAAACUCUUCAAAGCCAAAGGUGUUGUUGUUAUGCCUGGAUUGCAACAUGAGGACCUGAAAGGAAUUCAUCUUGAUAACUUAUUACGGCUAGAUUCUGAAUGUUCGUAUUAUAAUGAAGCAGCCAAUAUAUGAUUGAUGGCUAUCAAAUUGAUAUACCUAUUUAUGUCUAUUAAAUUCAGGAAAUCUUACUCACCUUAACCUUACAAACUCAUGAAAUACAAUUGUCCAAUCGAAAGAGUUCAGGGACAUCUAACUCUUUUAAGCUAAGCUAGACGCAUGUGAGUGCACACGCACAUUAAAUAUCUUUGUUUUGAAAUAUUAUAUGAUUAUUUUAGCAAAUUAGUACACUAGGAAACAGAAAAUCUAUUAGCAUGAGGAUAGAAGUCCCUGUAAACUGCGAAACAUUUAAAUAGAUAAUAUAUAUCAAAUAUCGAGUAUACUAUUAUAGCCGGGACUGCAUGUUAGCAGUAGGUGCCAAGGCAGAGAGGAUGUCAAAGUGGCUAGGUUUGUGUCUGCUACAGCAUUGUAGAUGACUAAUCUAUCUCAUCAUUCGACAUGCCAGUUUAUAUUAUUUACCUUGUUGUACUAAAAAAUUUCUGCUAAGACUUGCAAAGAAGACUUUGAAAAUUGGAGGUGCAAUGCUGAUUUAUGAC
Molecule: messenger RNA, 1694 nt
Organism: Ananas comosus (pineapple)
Lineage: Eukaryota; Viridiplantae; Streptophyta; Magnoliopsida; Poales; Bromeliaceae
Product: proline iminopeptidase
Exons: 9
Coding region: 100-1173 (357 amino acids)
Biological process (GO): proteolysis
Cellular component (GO): cytoplasm
Molecular function (GO): aminopeptidase activity
Source: RefSeq, a predicted model, not a curated record